Striga hermonthica is the source of this 543-nucleotide messenger RNA. The record is from the annotation of a GenBank genome assembly. NCBI's taxonomy places the organism in Eukaryota, Viridiplantae, Streptophyta, Magnoliopsida, Lamiales, Orobanchaceae.
AUGGCCGAUAAAUACGGGCAUCAUAGUAACAUUCACAACCCGAAGAGGAUUUUCUUGCCAAUGUUCUGCCGCCUAUCCAUCAAAGACGUCAAACUCAGCACACACCGGAAAAUCCACGCCGGCGCCGGCGAACCCUCCUCCCCAAAAGUCAGCUGCAUGGGCCAAGUCAAGAGAAACCCGACCGCCGCCGGCGGCCGCCACAAGCACCCAAUCGCCAACCGAAAUAAGCCCGGAAAAGCCCUUCUUCCGAUCACCGCCGGCGGCGGCAGAAUCAGGCAAGAGAUGAUCAGGGCCGUGAGAAUUUCGAGGGGAUCGAGGAUGACAAUCGAUUUCGAUCGGGAUGGGGCGGUGGAUGUAUCCAAGAUGGAUCCGCCGCUGCCGGUAGUGAGGAGGGCAGCGGCGGCGCCGGGGGCCGGCCGGGAAGAGGUGAAUCUUUGGAGGAGGAGGUUUGAUACGGCGGGUGGCGGCCUGAAAAGAUUGGAAAUUGAAAAGAUUCGUCUACCGAACGGCGGAUUCCGACCACCUGCGUCGUUGACGGUGUGA